AGUGUUGCCAUGGAGAUAGAAUGUUGUGAAACCUCAAUGGCAUGCAGAUUUACAGCGGCUAUUACUGAUUGAUUCGUGCCCUAUUCUAUUAUUAAUAUAGCUCAGUGGGAAUUGGUAAAACCUGAGUGAUUAUAUUUGAUUAACCAAUUUACUUGACAUUUUAGAGCUUUCGCUCAGUGUUCAGAGUUGUCUCUUGUACAUGGGAUAUGAAUACUGAUACACGCCCUCGCUUCCCAUGGUACAAGGAGAGGCUCUAUAAAGCACACGUCAAAGAUGUCAGAACUAAGCUGAAACUCUCUGGUGGUCUUAACAGUCACAAUUGGUCAUUCCUUCCUAAAGGAUUGGAUGAUUUUCGAGACGGCUAUCCCUCCACUGCAGAGACUUCUUUUAUUCCGUCUCGCAAAGGAGCAUCUCCGGUUCUGCACAAUACUACCAAUGAAACUGACUUAGCUGAGAAGAAGCCCAUUAAGAGGUUCACAAAAGAACAAACCUGCUUCUCCAAACUUCUCCCCCAGCAGCAGGCUCGCAGAGAGUACAUUGCACAGAUAGAAUAUGGUCUAACGCAGCACCCACUGGCUCUCUACCCUCAUCUAGAGGAAGCUGUGCCACCAGAAUUAUUUGAGGAGAUAGUGGAUAUCCUUGACCCAGAGAUGCGCGUGAAAAGUGCUGCAGGGUCGUAUAAAGCUGAAGAUAAUCUGCUGGAAGAUGAUAAAUUCAGCACUUCCUAUAAAGAACAGCAAGAAGCGUUGAGUGUGAAGUCAUUCGCAAGUAGCAGACAGUCCGCAUUAAGUGGACAGUCCAGGCAAAAGAAUCCAUACACAUGGCUUUCUAAGAAAGAAGAAUCGUUGAAAGAGGAGAAGAGUCUCAGAACAAAUCAAAGCUUGACUCCAGCAUUAAAUGAGAAUAUGAAGCAUGCGACUAAGGAGUUCUGUGACUGGGUGGCUUCUUUGGGUGGUGAGUCAUGUAAUGUCAAUGAGUCCUCAGUCUACAGUCUAUUUUCCAGUGACUUUGAUACUAAACCAGCCCUCAGUGUACCAAUCCAUGUGGUGGAGUUGAGCAACGUCCCUGCAGAGCUAAGAAAGGCUGUGGGACUGACACCUCGACCCAAUAUUUUAAAACAUUCUCGCUCCAAGCUUCAACAUCAGUCUCCGGAGGCAACUUACCAUCCUAAUUAUGUUAAAUCUAGAUACGGAGCGUGGUAUCUUGAUCCCAAAACCUGGAAAAAACAUAAAAUUAAUGAACCACUACAGAACCCAAGUUCAGAAGAGCUAGACAACAGCCCUGCUUCAAAGAACAAGUUAAGCCAAAAGGAUGAAGAAUUGUUACAACUUCAUGGAACCAUGGCAUUUAAAGAGUUCACAGAAAAGAAUGGCUACAGAAAACCAGAGUUUCUUACCAAAUUAUUUUCAAAGACAGAUUCUGGCCCAUCAGAAAAUGUUGUCUCAAAGGACUCCAGAGCAGUCUCUUCUAGAAACACCUGGCGCAGAAUGGGCUCAGCCUCCUCCCAAGAAGACAGCAUCAUAAAUUAGAAGCUUUCUAUAUAGGUCACUCAACCUUAGAGCGAACCUCAAAUAUACAGAUUUAAAGAUUCAGAUUGGAAAUAUGCUUCCAAAUGUAAUGAUCUAAAAUAAACUAU
Pelobates fuscus (common spadefoot toad) is the source of this 1636-nucleotide messenger RNA. RefSeq names its product family with sequence similarity 47 member E (gene FAM47E). Lineage: Eukaryota; Metazoa; Chordata; Amphibia; Anura; Pelobatidae. The transcript has 8 exons. The record is from RefSeq and is a predicted model, not a curated record. Gene Ontology annotation, cellular component: chromatin. Gene Ontology annotation, biological process: protein localization to chromatin; transcription initiation-coupled chromatin remodeling. The coding region runs from base 207 to 1529 and encodes 440 amino acids.